Messenger RNA from Solea senegalensis (Senegalese sole), 1262 nucleotides. Its product is annotated as ADP-ribosylation factor-like protein 3. Gene Ontology annotation, molecular function: GTPase activity; GTP binding. The transcript has 6 exons. NCBI's taxonomy places the organism in Eukaryota, Metazoa, Chordata, Actinopteri, Pleuronectiformes, Soleidae. Gene Ontology annotation, biological process: cilium assembly. The record is from RefSeq and is a predicted model, not a curated record. Gene Ontology annotation, cellular component: cytoplasm; microtubule cytoskeleton. Bases 130 to 678 code for a protein of 182 amino acids.
UUUUAUAUAUUAUUAUCAGCUGUCACGUUGACACUGACGUCACAGUCUCCCUGGCAGUGGAACCUGACAUCUGUUCACCAAAGAAGACAGUCAGGAAGAUGUUAAUCCAUUCAGCCUGCACACUGGAACAUGGGCCUGUUGUCAAUCCUCCGGAGGCUGAAGCAGUCACCAGAACAGGAGGUGCGCUUACUAUUGUUAGGUCUGGACAACGCUGGAAAGACCACGCUGCUGAAACAGAUGGCGGCCGAAGAUAUCAGCCACAUCACCCCGACUCAAGGCUUCAAUAUAAAGAGUGUUCAGUCUUCGGGCUUCAAGCUCAAUGUCUGGGACAUUGGAGGCCAACGCAAGAUCCGCCCGUACUGGAGGAACUAUUUUGAGAACACGGACGUGCUGAUCUAUGUGAUUGACAGCUCAGACAAGAAAAGGUUUGACGAGACAAGUCUAGAGCUGGCUGAGCUCCUGGAGGAGGAGAAGCUUGCUGCGGUGCCACUGCUCAUUUUUGCUAACAAGCAAGACUUGAUGACUGCCUCGCCGGUCUGCGAGCUGGCGGAGAGUCUCAACCUGCACACUAUCCGUGAUCGCAUGUGGCAGGUCCAGGCCUGCUCAGCUGUCACUGCCGAAGGACUUCAGGAUGGCAUGAACUGGGUUUGCAGAAAUAUAAAAUUUCGGAAAAACUAACCGAGGAAACAGACGAUCUGUGAAGAAUUGCAGUGGCACUUUACAUUUGAAUUAUUCUGGACUAAAAGUUGACAUCAUCCUGUCUUUAGGAUCGAGUAUCAUUAUGACAGGGGUAAAAAAAAAGUAUAAAUUGUCAUUGUGGGGAUUCCACUUGUUUGCUUGAAAUGUAAUGUUACUGGUUUCCAACACAAUCACAUAUUUUGUCUGAUUCUUCUGUGUCUAUCUUUGUGUCUGCCUGUGAGUCUCCCGAGUCAACGCUAGAGGGCAGCCUUGCACUACUAUGUCUCUCCUCACCUGUCGUCUAGUUAGUAUGUAUAUUGAAGCUUCCUGUGCAUCCCAUAAUUACCUACUAUUUCUUUACUCAGACAGCACUGUUCACUCAUACUGUAUAUCGCGAACUGCAGAGUAGUCCAAUGGAUUCCGAAACAGGGCGACUGUGGAUCAGUUGUACGGCUGGUUGUCUGUCAACGGGAAGUUGGAGGGUUUGAUUCUAGGCUCCAAUAGUGCCAAUGUGUCCCUGGGCAAGACACACAAAUGGCAGUGAGUAGCAAUGGAUGUGUGAAUAAAUGUGUGAAUGGCAAACA